Malania oleifera is the source of this 2079-nucleotide messenger RNA. Its product is annotated as L-type lectin-domain containing receptor kinase IX.1-like. Gene Ontology annotation, biological process: protein phosphorylation. The record is from RefSeq and is a predicted model, not a curated record. Gene Ontology annotation, molecular function: ATP binding; carbohydrate binding; protein kinase activity. Gene Ontology annotation, cellular component: plasma membrane. The transcript has a single exon. NCBI's taxonomy places the organism in Eukaryota, Viridiplantae, Streptophyta, Magnoliopsida, Santalales, Ximeniaceae. Bases 1 to 2079 code for a protein of 692 amino acids.
AUGGCUCUCUCCAAUUCAAGAUUAUAUCAUCCUCAAGCUCAAAGAAUUCAUUUUAUAUCCUCUCAAGUUUUCAUCUUCUUCCUGUUGCUAAUCUCCCAGGCAAAGUCAGUUUCUUUCAACUUCACCAGUUUCCAGCCCAACACACAAAAUAUAGACUACCAAGGCGACGCCUUCCCGUCGAAUGGGGUUAUUCAGGUCACAAAGAAUCAACGUGAUGAAAACCUCACUGGUAGUGUUGGCCGGGCUUCAUAUUCGGAACCUGUUCGUCUUUGGGAUGCCAGCACAGGAAGGCUUACAGACUUCACAACUCAUUUCUCCUUUAUCAUCAGAGCAGUUGAUUUAUCUUUGUUUGGUGAUGGGCUUUCCUUCUUCCUUGCACCCUUUGACUCUGACAUCCCUCUUAAUUCCAGCGGCGGCUACCUCGCACUAUUUAGUGCUGAGUCUGCUUUCAAUGCUUCCAGAAAUCAAAUUGUUGCAGUUGAGUUUGACAGUUUCCAAAAUUCAUGGGAUCCAAGUCCGAAUCAUGUGGGAAUUGAUAUCAACUCCAUUGUCUCUGUGGCAAAUGUCACAUGGAAAAGUAGCAUGAAGAAUGGAUCAGUAGCAAAUGCUUGGGUAAGUUAUAAUUCUACUACCCAAAAUUUAAGCGUCUUUCUAACUUAUGCUAAUAAUCCAGUAUUCAGUAGAAACUCUAGCCUCUCAUAUAUUGUUGAUUUGAGGAAAGUUCUGCCAGAAGUGGUUAGAGUCGGGUUUUCAGCUUCAACAGGCCUCUGGGUUGAAAUUCAUAACAUUCUUUCUUGGGAUUUUAGCUCGACUUUGGAGAUUGGUGACGGUGAUGGGAAGAAAAAGACAGGAUUAGUGGUUGGUCUUGUUUUGGGAAUUGGUGUCUUCACUUGUGGAUUGGGUCUAUUUUGGUUUGUAAGGUGGAGAAAGAGGGCUAAUGAGAGAGAAGAAGAUAUGACCUUUGAUGUCUCUAUGGAUGAUGAAUUUGAAAAAGGAACUGGGCCAAAGAGGUUCACGUAUCGUGAGCUGAGUCAUGCAACGAAGAACUUUGUUGAGGAAGGGAAGCUUGGAGAGGGAGGGUUUGGAGGAGUUUACAAGGGCGUGUUAAGCGAUUCCGGUGCAGAAGUCGCUGUUAAGAGAGUCUCAAGAGGAUCAAAGCAAGGGAAGAAGGAGUAUAUAUCAGAAGUGAAGAUAAUUAGUCGAUUGAGACAUAGGAAUUUGGUUCAGCUCAUUGGUUGGUGCCAUGAGCAGGGUGAAUUCCUUCUCAUCUAUGAGUUCAUGCCCAAUGGAAGCCUUGACUCGCAUUUGUUUGGAGGAAAGAGCAUGCUAACAUGGACAGUUAGGUACAAAAUAGCCCUUGGCUUGGCCUCUGCAUUGCUCUAUCUUCACGAAGAGUGGGAGCAGUGUGUGGUGCAUAGAGACAUCAAGUCGAGCAACGUCAUGUUGGAUUCAAACUUCAAUGCGAAGCUUGGAGAUUUCGGUCUUGCCAGGUUUGCAGACCAUCAGUUGGGCUUACAAACAACUGUUUUGGCUGGCACCAUGGGCUACCUAGCCCCGGAGUGUGUUACCACUGGUAAAGCCAGCAAGGAAUCCGAUGUCUACAGCUUUGGGGUUGUAGCCCUUGAAAUCUCAUGUGGAAGAAGACCAGUUGAACCAACUGCAGAACCUAACAGAGUCAGACUGGUGGAAUGGGUAUGGGGACUCUACGGAAAAGGGCAACUCCUUGAGGCUGCCGAUGCAAAAAUGGGUAUCGAAUUUGAUGAGCAGCAGAUAGAAUGCUUGAUGGUAGUUGGAUUAUGGUGUUGCCAUCCUGAUCACACUCUCAGGCCAUCCAUUAGGCAAGUAAUAAAUGUUCUAAAUUUUGAAGCUCCAUUACCUAACCUUCCAUCAAAAUUGCCAGUUCCUAUGUACUUCGCCCCUCCGAUGCACGCAUACAUGUUCUCGUACACAUCAUCUGCAGGUCUAACAGACUUGGAGGGAGGUCAGAUUCAGUGUUCAUCCAACAGUUGCACUACUUCCUCAUCUUCAACAGCAGGCUCUUCUAUAGCUCUCUUACAUUCACAAAAAACUGAUGUUUAG